UGACAUUCCGCUGUGCGCCAUCUUGUACCCGCACUGCGCGAGUGGAGAAGGUUGUGGCAGUCGUUGAGUUUAAUAUAUAUUAUUCUAUUUACAAGCGUUGGACGCCUACUUUAAUUUGAUACAACCUUAAUUUGAAACAGAGCACAUUUUGAAAUGGCUACGGGAGCAAAUGCAACCCCUCUGGGGAAGCUGCACCCGAGUAUUGGCGCUAAACGAGGGUUUGAAGCCGGGCCCGGUGCGGGGUUAAUGCCUACACCGGGGCCGCCUGUGUCCUUUCCCUCGCUACCGAAUUUUCAGCCCCCAAUUCCAAACGUCUCUUUCCCGCAAGUUCACCCAGUAUUUACUGCGGUGGCUGCUUUUCCCAACCCGCCACAACCACCCCAAGGAGCAGGAAUGCAGUCUCAGUCAGACUUCGGUCAGAAAAAAGCCAGGAAAAGGAGCCGCUGGAAUAGUGAGACACCCGACCAGAAGACAGUCAUUCCUGGCAUGCCCACCGAUCCCCCUGGACUGACUCGGGAUCAGGAGAGGGCCUAUAUAGUCCAACUGCAGAUCGAAGACCUGACUCGUAAACUGCGUACAGGAGACCUGGGAAUCCCUGUUAACCCUGAGGACAGGUCCCCGUCUCCAGAGCCCAUCUACAACAGCGAGGGGAAGAGGCUGAACACCAGGGAGUACCGCACACGCAAGAAGAUCGAGGAGGAGCGUCACUCUCUCAUCACCGAUAUGGUGGCACUCAACCCUGAGUUCAAGCCCCCUGCUGACUACAAGCCCCCAGCUACUAGGGUCAACGACAAGGUGAUGAUCCCACAGGACGAGUACCCCGAGAUUAACUUUGUUGGGUUGCUCAUUGGGCCACGUGGCAACACCCUGAAGAACAUAGAGAAGGAGUGCUGUGCCAAGAUCAUGAUCCGUGGCAAGGGCUCUGUGAAGGAGGGCAAGGUGGGCCGUAAGGACGGCCAGAUGCUGCCAGGGGAGGAUGAGCCGCUGCACGCCCUGGUCACCGCCAACACCAUGGAGAAUGUCAAGAAGGCGGUGGAACAGAUCCGUACCAUCCUGAAGCAGGGCAUCGAGACCCCCGAGGACCAGAACGACCUGAGGAAGAUGCAGCUGAGGGAGCUGGCCAGACUCAACGGGACCCUGAGAGAGGACGACAACCGGAUCCUUCGUCCGUGGCAGAGCACUGAACCCCGCAGUGUCACCAACACCACCCUCUGUACCAAGUGUGGUGGCGCAGGCCACAUCUCCUCUGACUGCAAGUUCACCAGCUCCUUUGCGGCGCCCAGGGCCGGUGAGCCUCCCCAGUCUGCCCAGGACAAGGCCCGUAUGGACAAGGAGUAUCUGUCCCUCAUGGCUGAACUGGGCGAGGCCCCUGUGCCCUCCUCUGGCGGGGGACACUCCAACAACCAGAACAGUGGCCACAACAGAGGCAUCAACAACAACCAGCCACCACCGCAGAGCCGUCCUCCCUGGAUGAACUCUGGCCAGUCUGAGAACAGGAACUUCAACAGCAUGCACAGAGGCCAUGGUGGUCAUGGCAACCAACACGGUGGUCAUGGCAACCACGGGGGUCAUGGAGGUCACGGAGGUCACCACAACUACCCACCCCCCAUGUCCAACAUGGGAGGGCACAACAUGCCCCCCAACAACGGAAUGCCACCCCCGUGGAUGCAGCCCCCACCGCCCCCAAUGGGCCAGGGACAUGGACACCAUAUGGGUCUGCUGCCACCACCCAUGGGUAUGAUGCCACCACCACCUCCGCCCCCCAACAACCAGCCUCCCCCGCCACCCUCGGGCCCCCUGCCACCAUGGCAACAGCAGGCCCCCCCACCCCCUCCCGCCAGCAGCAUGGCCACUAGUGCACCACUGCCAUGGCAACAGAAUACCACCACAACGUCCAGUCCUGGCACUGGCAACCUGCCACCCUGGCAGCAGCCCCAACAGUCCGCCUCGGCCACCCAGCCUCCCCCCCCCAUGGGCAACCCCUCCAUGGUCCCUCCACCACCUGGGGUCCAGCCCCCUCUCCCCCCCGGCGCCCCUCCUCCCCCUCCUCCCCCACCCCCCGGCUCGGCCGGCAUGAUGUAUGCCCCUCCUCCCCCCCCGCCCAUGGACCCCUCCAACUUUGUCACCAUGAUGGGGAUGGGUGUGACGGGCAUGCCCCCCUUCGGUAUGCCCCCCGCACCACCACCUCCACCCCCCCAGAAUUAAACUCCCUUUGUACCCCCCUGGUUCCUCAGUCUCAACCACACAGCCCUCCCAAAUGUUACCCAACACCAAGGACUCGCAGCACACCACACAACCAGCUACCCAAUGGACUGAUACACAGCUCUGCCCAGGGCAUAUCGUUUUUGUUCAGUAAAAUGACAUGACCAGUGCUAUAGUCUCUUAAUCACAGUCCUGGUUGACGUGCAGAGAAACUCCUCGAACAAGGGAGGUGGUGUGGUUGAAUUUGUACAUUUGCUUUACUGAAUGUUUCUGUUUUUAAAAGUUAGUGUUUUUGAUCACUAUUUUGCAGGGCUUACUCCCUCCAUGGUUGGUUUAUAACAAUCUCACCAUCUCUCACACCAAAUAAAUCACCUCAAACAAAAGCUUUGGUUUGCCAACUGGACUCAAGCUGAAGUUUAGUAAUGAUUUGUUUUCAUUUGCGUGAUCUUUUACUGUUCAGAUUAUCCAGCCAAUUUUGUAGGCAUGGCAGUCCAAUGGACUCGAGCUUCAUUCGUCAUGUUCCAUUCAUUUGCUGUGGUUUCACGGAGCUGAAUAUUUUUGUAAUUAAACCUGAUGUGAAGUGUAAUUGCUCAGAUCUUUUGGAUGUGAGAAUCUCCUUCCUAAUUUUGUCAGAAAAACGGGUAUUUUGUAAUACUGUCUGAUUUCAUAUAGGUUUUGGGUUCUAUCAACUUGUUUGCAUAAUUUCUAAUCCCCUAUUAUUAUUUUUUAACCCUGUAAACUGUUUCUAGUUAACUUUUUCCCAAGAUGCAAAUUCAUUUAGGUCCAUGAGGAUGCAGCAGGGAAAAGGACUUUGUAUCCAACAGCGAGUUGGCUUGAAAGAUGCUCUGAACUUCUUCAAUUCUAAGGGAGUCUGAUCGUAUGCUCGAUUGUUCUGUUAAAAACCUCUCCCCUCCUUGCUUUGAUAUGUAGCUGUAUGCAGUGCUUAUAUCACUUCAGCAACAUUGCUUUCUGUUCCCUUUAGUUGCUUAAUGAGAAAAAAAGAAGAGAAGGAAUGUUUGAUGGCGUUAUACAAUUGUAUUUUUACUCUAUUUUUGGAAUUGGUUUGUCAGCCUUGUGUUCGGUCUAGCCUGAAUGAAUAGUCCUUGCAAUGUUGCUUGAUUGUUAUUAAACUGAUUAUCUUUAACUAA
This is a messenger RNA of Coregonus clupeaformis (lake whitefish), 3350 nucleotides long. RefSeq names its product splicing factor 1-like. Gene Ontology annotation, cellular component: nucleus. Gene Ontology annotation, biological process: regulation of mRNA splicing, via spliceosome. The record is from RefSeq and is a predicted model, not a curated record. NCBI's taxonomy places the organism in Eukaryota, Metazoa, Chordata, Actinopteri, Salmoniformes, Salmonidae. Gene Ontology annotation, molecular function: zinc ion binding; mRNA binding.